GUGCCCCAAACUACCCUCGUAGCGUUAAGUAGCAACCGCGGGUCUUUCUCUUCCAGUCCCUCAGUUCCCUCGACACUACCGUCCUCGCUCUCCGCUACUUCCUUUCUUCGCCCAUCACCCAAGGUUACGCCUGUUCUUCCCAGUCUGGAAAGAGGCCCUUCGAAACGCGUGCGCGAGGCAAAACACUCCAUGGCGGGGAACUCCAUGACGGGGAUACCCAUGUAUACCUACUUCCCAGGGCCGACGUUCCCGCCUUCUGUCCCGCUCCAGCCCAGAGCCGCGAGCGCCAGCUUCGAGAUUAACAGGUACGACAGAAGCUCGUCGCCAUCUGCUGCGGCUACGGCUCUCCAGCAAGAACGAAGCGCAACAACUGAUCGUGACGUUCAAAUUAGUGGCGAUGUAACUUUGUCGAUUCGCCAGCAGCCCAAGGAGGCCCUCGUCUGCCAGGAUGGAAAAGAGAAAAGCAAGUGCCUCCCGCAAUGCGCGUCGCGGCAACAACAUCAACUAACUGCGGCCAUGCUAUUAGCUCGGAAACCGGUGGAUCCUCCCCCAAUCCUACAGCUUAAGAUUCGAGCCAGUGCCGAUCCCCAACAACAUUUCAUGCAGAGCCCGUACCUGUUCAUGUGCUGUUGCUUGGUGGGUGCCAAAGACGAAGAAGACCAGCCCACUUCCAAGAACGGUGACAAUGCUCUGGCCGGUACUGUUGUCUCUUCGCUUCAUCGCCUAAAGGACGUUGACAAUCACGACGGCGCUUUCUUCGUCUUUGGUGACAUUUCGGUCAAACAGUUGGGCCAGCACCGCCUCCGCUUCAGCUUAUUCGACCUGCAUAAAAAUAGCGGCGAUGUUGUCUUCCUCUCAACCAUCAUCUCUGAGCCCUUCAGAGUUGUUGCUCCCAAGGACUUUCGUGGGAUGGAAGAGUCGACUUACCUCUCUCGUGCAUUCUCUGACCAGGGCGUCCGUCUUAGGCUGCGCAAGGAGCCAAGGACCGUGAUGAGCGGCAGCAAGAGGUCGUUCUACGGUGAGAACCAGAAGCCAACUCCUACUCAACCACCCGCAGGCACGGUGACGUCUUCAACCAGCCAGUAUCAGACCAGUGACUACCAUCACGGUACACAUACGGAAGAUGAUGCCAGAAUCAACAAGCGGCCUAAACCGGACGCGUUUUCAUCUUCCCCUUCGAAUAGCCUGGCGGUUCGAGCGCCAAAUAACUGGCAUUCUAGUAGUAUGCAUCAGCAGUGGCCCGGCAACAAUGGCUAUGGUAAUUUAACUGGUACCGGAAUCCAACGCACCACGGACUACCACCUACAACCCUUCACUGGCGUGACAGGGGGGGUUCCACCAUAUCCCGCGUCCACAAACAACCUCGCGCCACUGCUUUCGCCCACCAACCUGGGCGGACGCGGGUAUUCGACCCUGGGCCAACGCGGGUCGUUCCCCAACGUGACAUUGCCCGGGGAGUACAACAGCGAAAGCAUCGGUGCCGGACUCGACGACCUUCACGGGUUCACUGGGAGCGAACAUCAACCAAGUGUCGAUGCAACCGCCGACAGCACAGAGCUCAAGGGGUUUACGGACCAGCAAACUCCUCAAAGUUUUACGCAUGCUGGUGAUGCCAGUGUUCGCGGCGCGGUGCAAUCUCCCGAGUACAUGCGUGCCGGAUUUCCACAUGCCUACCAUGCCUCACUCGCUCGCCCUCAAAUAAAUCCGUACGAAAUGUACAGCGCCGCUGGUCGAGGCAGUGUCUCUUCGGGGUUCCCUGGCUAUAACAACGCUCCUAUGAGCCAUUAUCAAGAGCGAGUUCAACAAGCUCACCAACGUUUCCAAGAUCAGCUGCCCUUGUCAGGCGAAGGCGACGAUGGCAAUAUUGGGCCUCGUCAUGAUUUGGGCCCUCCUUACAAUCCCCCACACCCGGAACAUUUUGGAGAAACUGAGUAAAUGUCCAGUAACAGUCGUGGCGCGGUGCAGAGAUUCCCCCUUUCUUAUUCACUGUCUGUUGUCUUGAGCUUUCUACUUCUGCUGAUCGCUUCUCCCGGAUUGCUCGCUUCUACCCCUGCGCAUUAUGGAUGAGAUUUUGGCGCAUGCCCGGAGGAUUCUUUUUCAAAACGCAUCAACGGGCGCUCAACGGUAAUUACCUCGGCUGGCGGUCUCGUGGACGGUGGGUCUUUGAUACGUGAGCUUGUUGCU
Molecule: messenger RNA, 2184 nt
Organism: Aplosporella prunicola CBS 121167
Lineage: Eukaryota; Fungi; Ascomycota; Dothideomycetes; Botryosphaeriales; Aplosporellaceae
Exons: 6
Coding region: 190-1935 (581 amino acids)
Source: RefSeq, a predicted model, not a curated record